This is a messenger RNA of Acanthosepion pharaonis, 795 nucleotides long. The record is from the annotation of a GenBank genome assembly. Lineage: Eukaryota; Metazoa; Mollusca; Cephalopoda; Sepiida; Sepiidae.
AUGCGGCAACAGCCAGGUGUUACCACACACCACGGCGGCAACAGCCGGUGUUACCACACACCGCGGCUUAACAGCCAGGUGUUAACAGCCAGGUGUUACCACACACCACGAAAGGGCAACAGCCAGGUGUUACCACACACACCACGAAAGUGGCAACAGCCAGGUGUUACCACACUCACGAAGCCAGCGUUACAACACAGCCAGGUGUUACCACACACCCCACGAAGGCGGCAACAGCCAGGUGUUACCACACACCACGGCGGCAACAGCCAGGUGUUACCACACACCACCACCCGUGACAACAGCCAGGUGUUACCACACACCCAGGUGUUACCACACACCGGCGGCAACAGCCAGGUGUUACCACACACCACGAAAGCGGGCAACAGCCAGGUGUUACCACACACCAAUGGGCGGCAACAGCCAGGUGUUACACACACCACGGCGGCGGCAACAGCCAGGUGUUACCACACACCACGAAGGCGGCAACAGCCAGGUGUUACCACACACCACGAAGGCGGCAACAGCCAGGUGUUACCACACACCACGAAGGCGGCAACAGCCAGGUGUUACCACACACCACGAAGGCGGCAACAGCCAGGUGUUACCACACACCACGGCGGCAACAGCCAGGUGUUACCACACCCCGGGAAGGCGGCAACAGCCAGGUGUUACCACACACCACGAAGGCGGCAACAGCCAGGUGUUACCACACACCACGAAGGCGGCAACAGCCAGGUGUUACCACACACCACGAAGGCGGCAACAGCCAGGUGUUACCACACACCACGGUAA